Molecule: messenger RNA, 6036 nt
Organism: Pipistrellus kuhlii (Kuhl's pipistrelle)
Lineage: Eukaryota; Metazoa; Chordata; Mammalia; Chiroptera; Vespertilionidae
Gene: PGR
Product: progesterone receptor
Exons: 8
Coding region: 1-2718 (905 amino acids)
Biological process (GO): steroid hormone receptor signaling pathway; regulation of DNA-templated transcription
Cellular component (GO): nucleus
Molecular function (GO): sequence-specific DNA binding; DNA-binding transcription factor activity; zinc ion binding
Source: RefSeq, a predicted model, not a curated record
AUGACAGAGCUGAAGGCAAAGGCGUCCGGGGCUCCCCACGUGGUGGGCGGCGCGCCCUCCCCCGGCCAGGCCGGCUCUGCGCUGCUGGGGCGCCCGGACGCCGGCCCCUUCCCGGCCGCGGGCCAGACCCCGGACGCCGCCGCCGCGCCCGGCUGCCUGGGCGGGCUGCCCUUCCCUCGGCUCUGCCGGGGGCCCGACCCCGACCCCGACCCCGACGGCAAGGCGCUGUCCCACGCGGAGGGCGCGUACCCCAGAGUCGGAGCCACAGGAGGCGCCGGGAGAGCCCCCGAGAAGGACAGCGGGCUGCUGGACAGCGUCCUGGACACGCUGCUGGCGCCCUCGCCCUCGGGCCCCGGGCAGAGCCACGCCAGCCCUCCCGCCUACGAGGCCGGCGGCCCCUGGUGCCUGUUUGGCCCCGAGCUCCCCGAGGGGCCCCCGGCGGUGCCCGCCGCCCCGGCCGGCGCGCUGCCCGCGCUCAUGAGCCGCCCGGAGAGCAAGGCGGGCGGCGACGGCGCCUACAGAGCGCUGCCCCGGGGGCUGUCCCCGAACCGGCAGCUGCUGCUGCCCCCGGCCUCCUCCUCCGGCCACCAGCCCUGGCCCGGGGCCCCGGGGAAGCCCGCCGCGCUGGAGGUGGAGGUGGAGGAGGGGGGCUCCGGGUCCCCGGGCGCGGUGGCAGCGCUCCUGAAGGGCAAACCCCGAGCCGAGGGAGGAGCCGCCCCCGGGGCCAGCGCGCCCGGGGCGGCCGAAGGAGGCGGCGCCCUGGUCCCCAAGGAGGAUCCCCGCUAUUCGGCGGCGCCCCCCCGGGUCGCUCUGGCGGAGCAAGAGCCGCCGCCGCUGCCGGCGGGGCCCGGGCGCCCCCCGGUGACCACCAUGGUGAUGGAUUUCAUCCACUUGCCCAUCCUGCCCAUCAACCCGGCCCUGCUGGCCGCGCGCACCCGGCAGCUGCUGGAGGGGGCGGACGGCUCGGACGGCGGCGGGGUCAGCGCCUUCGCCCCGCCGCGGGGCUCCCCCUCGGCCUCGUCCCCGCCGGGCGCCGCGGGCGACUUCCCCGACUGCGCGUACCCGCCCGAGCCCGAGCUCUACGGCGACUUCCAGCCGCCCGCGCUGAAGAUCAAGGAGGAGGAGGAGGGCGCCGAGGCCGCCGCGCGCUCCCCGCGCCCUUACCUGGGGGCCGGCGCCGGCCCCGCCGUCUUCCCGGAUUUCCCGCUGGCGCCGCCGCCGCUGCCUCCUCCUCCGCGGGCGCCGUCCUCCAGGCCCGGGGAAGCCGCCGGAGCCUCCGCCUCGUCCUCGGCGUCCGCGUCCCCGUCGGGGUCGGGGUCGGCGCUGGAGUGCAUGCUGUACAAGGCGGAGGCCGCGCCGCCGCUGCCCGGCCCGUUCGCGCCGCAGCCCUGCAAGCCGCCCGCCGCCGCCGCCGCCGCCGCCGCCGCCGCCGGGGCGGGCCCCGCGCUCUACCCGCCGCUGGCUAUCAACGGCAUCCCGCCGCUCGGCUACCCCGCCGCCGUGCUCAAGGAGGGGCUGGCGCCCGUCUACCCGCCCUAUCUCAACUACCUGAGGCCAGAUGCCGAAGCCAGCCAGAGCCCACAGUACAGCUUCGAGUCAUUACCCCAGAAGAUCUGCUUAAUCUGUGGGGACGAAGCAUCGGGAUGUCAUUAUGGUGUCCUCACCUGUGGGAGCUGUAAGGUCUUCUUUAAAAGGGCCAUGGAAGGACAGCAUAAUUACUUGUGUGCUGGAAGGAAUGACUGCAUCGUUGAUAAAAUCCGCAGGAAAAACUGCCCAGCAUGUCGCCUUAGGAAGUGCUGUCAGGCCGGCAUGGUCCUUGGAGGUCGAAAGUUUAAAAAGUUCAAUAAAGUCAGAGUGAUGAGGGCACUAGAUGCGGUCGCGCUCCCACAGACAGUGGCCAUUCCAAAUGAAAGCCAAACCCUAAGCCAGAGGAUCAGUUUUUCGCCAAGUCAAGACUUACAGUUGGUCCCCUCGCUGAUCAACGUGCUACUGAACAUUGAACCAGACAUGGUCUAUGCAGGACAUGACAGCUCCAAACCUGAUACCUCCAGUGCUUUGCUGACGAGUCUUAACCAACUAGGCGAGAGACAGCUUCUUUCAGUGGUCAAGUGGUCUAAAGCACUGCCAGGUUUUAGAAACUUACAUAUUGAUGACCAGAUAACUCUCAUCCAGUAUUCUUGGAUGAGCUUAAUGGUGUUUGCACUAGGUUGGAGAUCCUACAAACAUGUCAGUGGAAAGAUGUUGUAUUUUGCACCUGAUCUAAUAAUAAAUGAACAGCGGAUGAAGGAAUUAUCAUUCUAUUCAUUAUGCCUUACCAUGUGGCAGAUUCCACAGGAGUUUGUGAAGCUUCAAAUUAGCCAAGAAGAGUUCCUCUGUAUGAAAGUAUUGCUACUUCUUAAUACAAUUCCUCUGGAAGGCCUAAGAAGUCAAAACCAGUUUGAAGAAAUGAGAGCAAGCUACAUUAGAGAGCUCAUCAAGGCAAUUGGUUUGAGGCAAAAAGGAGUUGUCUCUAGUUCACAACGUUUCUACCAUCUUACAAAGUUUCUUGAUAACUUGCAUGAUCUUGUUAAACAACUUCAUCUGUACUGCUUGAAUACAUUUAUCCAGUCCCGGGCACUGAGUGUUGAAUUUCCAGAAAUGAUGUCUGAAGUUAUUGCUGCACAAUUACCCAAAAUCUUGGCAGGGAUGGUGAAACAUCUUCUCUUUCAUAAAAAGUGAAUUUAAUUUUCACUUUUAAAAAUUAAGUGUUGUGGUAUAUCUGUUUUUGUUUGGAUCAGGAUUAUGAGGUCUCAAGUUCUUACAAUGUUCUUCUCAAAGCCUUACAUUCAUGUCAUACUGUAUAAAUUCCAGAGAAAAUUGUGAGAUUUUAACUUUUUUCAUUUAUAUGGUAUAAUUAGAAUUUUAAGUGUUUUGUGUACACAUAUUUUCUUUAAGAGUUUACAAGAAUGAAAAAGUACUAAAAUUUAUGGUUAGGUAAACAUCAUCUUAUCCAUAUUAUUCCAUAUCUGCUUUAGAGAGAAAAAAAUCUUACAUGUAAUACUAAGAAAGCUAUUAUAUAUGUUCCUUCUAGGCAGAUCCUUUUGUCUCCUUUAUUAUUUUUUUUAAAUGGACAUUUCAAAUGGUAUGCAAAAUUUUGUCUACAUGAGUGUAUAUACAUUUUUGUUAGAAGGAAAUUUAUAACCUUUAACAGAUUUUCAAGAGUUUUUAAAUGCAGAAAAUACAUAGAGAAAAGGAGUUUAAAUUUUUGAAAUAGAUUGAUGUUCCUAAAACUAGGAAAAGUAGCUCAUAUAUAAGACUAUUUCCCAGUCUGGGGACAUAAAUCUCUAAAGAAGUUAUUAAGUAGAGCCAUAGUAUUAUGACAAUAGUAUUGUGGGGUUUAUAGUUUUUUGGUUUUUUUUUUUUUUUUUUUUACUAACUUUUGGGAAUUGUCCUCUAGUAAGAUAUUAUGAAUUGAAAUGGGAAGUCAGAAGAGUUGAUGGCCUAAUUCCACUUUUUACUUGAGAGCAUGUGGAAAGUCACUUUACUGGUUCUCAGUUUCCUCACCUUUAACUCUGGUGAAAUAAUAUCUUUAUUGCAAAAUGUUCCUUUUGAUUAGAGAUUCUUAUUAACAUCUUCUCUAAUCCAAGAAGCCAAAAAUGGAGGGAGAGAGGGAGGGAGGGAGGGAGGGAGAGAAGAAAGGAGGUAGGGAAGGGAUAAAAAGAGAGAAGUAUUAUUUUCUUACUCUACUCAGUGAAGCAUAAUAGACUAACCACAUGUUGAAACUUUUUGAGUGCCUUUGAUCUAAUUCUAAGAGAGAUACUUCAGGGAAUACUAGAUACUGUCUUAAAGUAAUGCAGCCAAUUAUAAUAACUAGAAAACACAAUUUUUAUUGUCACAUGAAUGAAAAAUAUUCUUUUAGAUGAGUUCUUUCCUGAGAUGAGUCACUGAAGAUCUAUUUUUUUUCAAAGGAUAUAUAUAUAUAAAGAACUAAUACUAAGUUCAUUCAUAGCACUGGUAAAGUUCAAUUGAAAUCAAUCAUUGUUUUCUAGAUAAAGUAAUUUAUACCAAAGGUAUAUAUAUUUGCCUAUUAUAGAUCAUGUAUAUGCUACAUAUAUAAUUUUUAACAACCCAGAGAAAUUAGUACACCCAAUUCUUUUUUUUUGAAAUGUCUUUAAAGUUAGACAUUACCUGACAAAUAAAAAUGCCUCCUUAUGCAAAUUAAUAGUUGUUAAUGAGAAAAAUAAAAAUAACUUCUAAAAGAAUAUAGAAAGCACUGAAGUUUGAUUUCUUAAUGAGUUUUCAAUUAUUCAUUCCAUUCAACUGAUAAAUACUUACAGUUUAACAAGGGACACAAGCAUAGAAUAAUAUUCAUGAAUGCUAGUGUGACCUCCAAAACAAGUUAAAGCGGUUUCAUCUAAUUUAAAAAUCGGCAUAAUUGGUAUCUUUUACUAAUAAUUUCUUUAGGUUACAAAAGAAAGUUAGCUGUAAGUAUCUGUAAAUAGCGGAUUCUCAGAAGGCAUUUGAAGUGGGUGUUAAAACAAGCUCCAACCAGGGCCUUUGCCUGGAGUUCACUAGAUGGAUCUGGCAAAUAAAACAGGUAAUAUGCAAAUCAGAUAACUCUUGGUUAUAACAUUGAUAAACAGUUUAACCUAAGUAUUCCAAAUAGUCUCAACACUAGUAUAACAAUGGUCUCUUCCUUAGUAUGUCUAUGCCAUGUCUUUUCUGUGAAUGCAUGUGUAUUAUAAUAGACUCUACUGGUAUUCAGUUCUUCAAAGUAUUUAAACACCCACACACUCAUUCUCUCUGCACUAUCCAGGCCAGAGUUAUCUUCCUUAAAAGGAUCUCAUUAUGCUAAUUCCUCACUGAAAAUAUUCACUGACUUCCAGUCACUUAUUAUAGUGAUUCUCAAGGAUAGCAGCACUUUAGAAUCUCCAAGUAAGCUUUUCAAAAACACCUUUAACUGGACUCCUUUCUCAGAGAUUAUAUUUUCUUUGGUAUACUUUUCUUAUUAAUGGCAGCACAUAGUAGUAGGAGUCUAAAAUGGUGUUAAAGCAUCGAUUCUUAUAACUUGCUUCUCUUUGUCCAACACUGUUAUAUAUUCAUCUUAUGUUCCAGUCAUGUAAAUCAAUUUUCUACCCACGUUUUCACCCUCGGAUACCAGUCCUAUAUAUAUCUCAACCUUUAACACUCAGCCAAACAUCAUUUCUAUGUCUUCCCUGCAUCUUCCAGGCAAUUAUUUGCUUCCCCCUAAGGUUUACAGUGGAUUUUGUAUUACAUUUGAAUUGCAAUAGUGUGUUGUUCUAUAAUCCCAACUCUCCUACAAGUCUAGGAGCCACCUGGGGUGAGUCAAUAACAUUUCUUGACCAAAAAUUUAAUGAUUUGUUCUUUCUAUAGUUUUGGUAUUACUGUGGAUCUCUCUCAUCCUUUUGUUGUAUCACUCCAUGUCUUUGCACACAUGACUUUAUCACCUUCUCUUUCCAUGAUCCCUCUAUCUCUUAAUUUCUCUUGACCUUUUUUCAAUGUUCCACAUUUUCUUUCUACUUUAUGAGAUCCCUCCUUUUACUGACUAUAACAUAGGAGAAUGUAAGUAUAUUUUAUAUUUAUUAAGAACACUUAAUGCUCCUUGUUCUAAAUUUUUGAAUUGAGUGAAUGGAAUAUCAUUUCCCUCCCUGAGGAAAAUUUAGAGAAUAAAAUUGUUUCUUUAUAGUUAGCAGCCCUAAACUGUUUGUAUUAUAAAACUCAAUAUGUAAAUUUUCCUUAUUUCUGAUUUCAUUCAACAAAUAUUUAUUGAGUACCUGCUAUUAUCACCAAAAAAAAAAGUGCUAUAAGCAUUAUUCUUCUGUUAUUGUUUCUUGUAUCUCAAGAAAGUUAGAGUUUGAUAAUAGGUUUAAGUCACAGUGCCUUAAACAGGAGGCACUCAAAUAUUUGUUGAAUAUACAAAUGAAAACUACAGUGUGAUUUUUGAUAGUUCAAAGGAUUGUUAUGUAUAACUUUACUGAGGCAAAUGCAGCACAAAAUAAAAUACUAAUUUUAAAAUAAAUAUCAAAUAACUCCUUA